AUGAAUAAUACAGCAUGGCCAUCCUCCUUAGAAUCAAUGGAAGAAAGCGAAGUAGAUGUCGAUAAGUUAGAGUUUAAGAAGUCAGUUGUUGUAAAUGCAACUGUUGAAAAUAGCCAAAAUGAAAACGAUUUGAUCACAAGAUACUCCUCAUUCAGUAGAUUAAUUAGGAUAACUGCUUUAUGUUUGAGAUUUAUAAAUAACUGUAAAGCAAACCCAGAGUUGAGAACAGACUUCAUAUGUGCUUCUGAGUUAAGACAUGCUACUGAAGUUUUAGUAAAACUCGUAGAGUCAACUGAAUUUCAAAGGGAAAUAAAGUGCCUGAAAAAUGGACAGUCUAUUCCAAAAAAUAGUAAAAUAUCAUCUCUGAACGUAUUUCUUGACAAAAAUGAGGUACUGAGAGUAGGAGGAAGACUGGAGUAUUCCGAGAUUUCUGAAUUUCAGAAAUAUCAGAUACUCUUGCCAAAGGCUCACCAUUUCACUAAUUUAGUCAUUGAAUAUUAUCAUAGAAAAUCCUUACAUUCUGGCGUACAGACUACAUUAUCUUUAAUAAGACAGUCAUAUUGGAUACCGUCUCGUCAAGAUCGAGUUAGAAGAGUAAUAAAUAAGUGCAUGACUUGCUUUAGAACGAAGAAUCAAACGGUAAGCCAGAUGAUGGGUAAUCUACCUAGGGACAGAGUCGUGCCUUCUAGACCCUUCGAGAAGGUCGGAUUAGAUUUCGCAGGACCUAUAAUCACAAAACCUAAUUUGAAAAGGUCAAAGGUGACUUUAAAUUCUUAUAUUGCAUUAUUUAUCUGUUUUUGCACUAAAGCAGUGCAUUUAGAAGUCGUUUCUGAGUUAACAACAGACGCUUUUCUAGCCUGUUUACGACGAUUUAUUGCCAGAAGAUCCAAACCAGCCGUUAUCUGGAGCGAUAACGCCACGAAUUUCAAAGGUGCGAGAAAUAUUCUUAACGCAUGUAAUGAUAUUUGCAAAUCUAACCCAUUUCAAGGAUUUAGUGUAGAAGAAGGCAUCCAAUGGAAAUUUAUCCCACCAGCUUCUCCUCACUUUGGCGGACUGUGGGAAGCAAACAUAAAAUCUGUGAAACGGAUUUUGUUAAGGGUAGCGAAAUCAGCUAUCAUGAAUUUUGAAGCGUUAACUACUUUAGUUACUCAGAUAGAAGCAGUUCUGAAUUCCCGUCCAUUAUCACCACUUUCUUCCGAUCCGAAUGACGUACAGCCUUUAACUAUGGGACAUUUUUUAACAGGAAAUGCUAUGUUAUCCGUUCCUGAACCACAUACUGCUUCGGAUUCUUUUUCUUUUCAUUCCAGGUAG
Messenger RNA from Stegodyphus dumicola, 1311 nucleotides. RefSeq lists its product as uncharacterized. The record is from RefSeq and is a predicted model, not a curated record. Lineage: Eukaryota; Metazoa; Arthropoda; Arachnida; Araneae; Eresidae.